CUAGUUUUUUUUUUCUUUUUUUUUGGGCGGGCGUUUCUUCUUCACGCGCAGCACCGAGGAGGAGGAGGAGGAAAACAGAAAAUGGCGGACGGUGUUGACCACAUCGAUAUUUACGCCGAUGUAGAAGAGGAAUUUAAUCAGGAGUCAGACUAUCCAGUUCACGAGCAGAUUGACCUGUAUGAUGAUGUCAUCUCACCAUCUGCCAACAACGGGGACGCACCUGAGGACCGAGAUUACCUGGACAACCUGCCUGCGCCGGGAGGAUCCGAGGGGAGCAAAGGAGCGCCGCCGAACGUCGUCUACACCUACACCGGCAAACGAAUCGCUCUGUACAUCGGCAACCUCACAUGGUGGACCACUGAUGAAGAUUUGACCGAUGCUAUUCGCUCGGUAGGCAUCAAUGAUGUGCUGGAGAUCAAGUUUUUUGAGAAUCGGGCAAAUGGCCAGUCUAAAGGGUUUGCUCUGGUCUGCGUGGGGUCAGACUCCUCCUCCAGGAAGCUGAUGGAUCUGUUGUCCAAGCGGGAGCUACACGGACAAAACCCCAUCGUCACCCCUUGCAACAAACAGUCGCUCAGCCAGUUUGAGAUGCAGUCGAGAAAAAUUUCUGUCCACCCAGGCACACAGUCUGGUCAGAUGUCGGGAGAGGGGAAGGCUGGUCCUCCAGGUAUAGGCGGUCGCAGUGGCUUCCCUCUUGGCAAGAAUCGAGGACGCUUUCCCACCCCUCCUGGCCCCGGAGGAGACCGCUUCCCUGGACCUGGUGGACCCGGAGGACCCCCACCACACUUCUCAGGUAUGCAAGGCCCGCCGCGUCCUCCCUCAGGCCCACCUGGGCCUCCAGGACCCCCCGGGCCCCCUCCACCUGGACAAGGACUGCUGCCGCCCCUCGGAGGUCCUCCGAACAGAGGAGACCGGCCUCCUCCACCCGUCAUGUUUCCUGGUCAGUUUGGUCAGCCUCCUAUGGGACCGAUGCCUCCGGGGCCGCCUCCACCUGGAUAUGGGCCUCCCCCGGGCCCCCCUCCACUUCAGCAGGGUCUGCCCCCUCCAGGACCCUUCCCGCCCCGUCCUCCUGGUCCCUUAGGACCCCCGCUUGGCCUCGUGCCUCCACCACACAUGCAGGGACCCCCGCCUGGAGGUCCACCGCCCGCCCCUCACGUAAACCCGGCCUUCUUCCCUCCGCCCGGAAACAACAACAUGCCCUCGUCUGACGGCAGGGGCCCUCCGCCGGGGGACAUGUACGGCCGCCCUCCUCCAUACGACAGAGACUAUGGCCCUGGCGGCAGGGACAUGGAUUCGUCUCGCGCUCCUCUGAGCGAAGCUGAGUUUGAGGAGAUCAUGAAUCGUAACAGAGCGAUCUCCAGCAGUGCUAUCUCGAGGGCAGUCUCCGAUGCAAGCGCAGCUGAUUACGGCAGUGCUAUAGAGACUCUGGUGACGGCCAUCUCUCUGAUCAAGCAGUCGAAGGUUUCUGCCGAUGACCGCUGUAAAGUCCUCAUCAGCUCGCUGCAGGACUGCUUGCAUGGAAUCGAGUCCAAAUCCUAUGGCUCUGUUUCAGGCAGCAGACGGGAGCGGUCCAGAGAGAGGGACCACAGUCGCUCUAAUGAGAAGCGUCACCGCAAGUCUCGCAGUCGAGACCGCCGCGAGGACUAUUACAGGGAGCGCAGCCGCGAGAGAGACCGCCAUCGUGACCGUGACCGCGAGAGAGACAGAGAACGUGAGCGGGAGUAUCGCCGUUAGUUGGAGAGGAAGCUGAACGCAAGAGGAGGAGGAGAGACGUCAGGAGCAACGUGGAUUCAUCCCACCGCGUCACGGAGAGCGCCGGACUCCGGACACACUCUACAGUUCUGUAAAAUAUGAUACACUCAUUCUUAAUUCCUGACAGCUCUUUUAUUUUUUACUUUUUAUUUGGAAGUAGCUGUGUGCUAAAGUCAGUUCAGCAAAAGAUAAUUUUUUGCCUGCUUGUUCGAAACACAAAAAAACUUUCCGACUGCUAUAAUGUUGUAAAUUGUCAGUUAGCUAGAUUUGUUUUUAUAGCAUCCUCUUUUUGGUUUCAUGUUUCAUCCCUUUUCCCCAUCUUCCAGUAUAAUGUUUGUAAGUGUCUCUUGCCUUGAUUAUUAAAUAGAAUCUGUGUUGUAA
Carassius auratus (goldfish) is the source of this 2130-nucleotide messenger RNA. RefSeq names its product cleavage and polyadenylation specificity factor subunit 6. The transcript has 10 exons. Bases 82 to 1731 code for a protein of 549 amino acids. The record is from RefSeq and is a predicted model, not a curated record. Gene Ontology annotation, molecular function: RNA binding. NCBI's taxonomy places the organism in Eukaryota, Metazoa, Chordata, Actinopteri, Cypriniformes, Cyprinidae.